Molecule: messenger RNA, 2281 nt
Organism: Mya arenaria
Lineage: Eukaryota; Metazoa; Mollusca; Bivalvia; Myida; Myidae
Product: sodium-dependent glucose transporter 1-like
Exons: 4
Coding region: 129-1427 (432 amino acids)
Source: RefSeq, a predicted model, not a curated record
GGAAUUCAUUGUUUGUUUUCAAUAAAUACAUAACACAUAUUUGUCUGUACAGUAUUCGAUCGUGUUAAAUUGAUAUGACCGAACGCUAUGUAGAAGAGACUAGCUAUUGCUUAAAUGAACCAUAAACGAUGGUGUCACGACGAAACAAGGCCAAAACCUUUGCUGUCUUCCUACUAUGGAUAACGAAGGGUUUGUACCUGGAAGCGCUAGGACCUGCUAUGAUAGAUCUCCGUCUCAUAUACGCCACAAACUAUGCGUCCGUGACGCGCGCUGUAGCUGGCCGUGGCGCGGGCUGCUUUAUUGGUGCGGCGGUAGGGGGCGUAUUGAUUGAUAGGUGGCCGAGCCUCCUAGAGCUCUGGUGCGCCGUCUUCACCACGGUGGCGGGCCUUGGCGUCUCUAUGGUAACUUACCUGCCGUCAAUCGAUCACGUGUGGCUCCUCUAUCUUCUUCUCGGUGCCGCCAGCAGCAUCGUCAACAUUGCGGGAACGAAGCUUGCUCUUAGCAUGUGGAAAGAAAAAAGUUCCAUCAUUCUGCAGUUGCUACAUAUGGGGUUCGGGGUUGGUGCCCUGCUCGGUCCGCUCAUGUGUACCCCGUUCCUCGCCGUGAUGGAACAGACCGGAACGCAACCCGUUAGGGUCGUCACAGAGUCACGUGUGCACGUGGCAUUCCUCCUCAUUGGAAUAAUUACUUUACUGGUCGCUGUGCCGUUUUAUUCAUUCCAGUUCACAAAUCACAAUCAUAGUAAAAUUAAGAAUGAUUCAAAAACAGAACCAAUGAUAAGAGUGACAUCUACUAGUAAAACUUGGAAAGAUCAUAUAAAUCCCGCAUCCUAUGCAGACGGCAAUUUCACGUUCGGUGCAUGUGUUUUUUUGUUUAUUUCGUUUUACUUCUUCGUUCUCUUAGGCGGUGAAAAGACGUACGUAAGUUUUGUGAGAACAAUAUCAGUGGACGUGUUCAAGCUGGGAAAGAACGAGGCCUCUUACUUGAACUCCGUAUUCUGGAUGAGUCUGACCGGCGGUAGGUUUGUCGGAUCGUUCGUUUCGCAUUUUGUGAGUACUCGGGCCAUGAUUACCGUCAUGGUGUUACUGAACGCAAUAUCGUCCACGCUGUGCAACAUGUACGGACUUACGGACGCUCAAGUGUUGUGGGUUUUCACUGUCCUGGAGGGCUUCCUUAUAGCGCCGAUGUAUCCGCUUGGUGUCGCCUAUUCGAACAGUUUGAUCAACUUAUCAGGCUUUUGUCUGAUGUUGAUUGCGCUGAUGGGCGGCCUUGGUGAUAUGAUAUUCCUGUGGUCCGCCGGCCGCGUGUAUGACCAGCAGGGCGCCCCCGCCAUCUUUCGAAUGGUGAACGCCGCCUUCGCCCUCCUUGCCGCCGUGCUGCUUGUUUUCCGGAUAGCCACGCGCUCGUGCACUACUCAUACAAAGUAAUUAUAGACUACAGCAUCGACGUAAGUGCACGAUUACGAGUAGCGGACUUAGAACUCGCUUGUGAGCUAGUAUAAUUUGAUAGGGACUACACACAUCGACAGACACACGACCAGACAAGUUAAAUGGCACCAAUAUGUAAACAUUACCAUAUAUAUUGGUUUAACAUGAUUUGAAAUACAAGUAUUUCAGCAGACAUGUAAAACUCUAUAGUGAUUUGUUGAAUGUACAACCUCUGUCUCAACUCAAUUCUAUAGAGCAAUUCUCUCGUCAAAAAAUAGUGACUACGCAGUUUGUUACAAACUCAUAUUUCAGUUCUUAGUAUGGAGUUAUAGGGUUUAACAUUGAUACCAUUACAACACCAGCGGAAGUGACGUGUUUAUUGAGUAAAACAUCGUAACCCGGGCUCUCACCUGAUUUUAAUGAGCGUAUAACCUUUUCUAUUUCUGAUUUAUAGAAUUAUUUUGCAAGUGGUAAAAAAUUGUCAUGUGGGUUGUGUGGUCAGUUGUGGUAUUCUAGUUCUUUUUUUCAGAUUUUACAUCAAUAUCGUUCUGUUUUGACGGGUCUCCUGGGACAUUAUUGAAAUUUAUUUCUAAACCAUCGACUACAUUUCAUCAAUGUAAUCAUUAUAUGUAUCAUAAUUGUAUUGUUUCGUUGCAAAUAUCAAAAUUUGACAGCUAUUCUUUUUUUUAAAAGCUCCCAAAAAGCUUUAUUUUCACAGCACUGUCGCUACAACGUUCUACAGGUAGCUUUUGCAUGUUUAUAAUUAACGUACGGCACGUGUGCCUGUCCCCUUGGUUCACCAUGUAGAAACCAUAUGUAUCUAUACCGACGCGAUUGCGCAUGUGCGGCCUAAA